AUGAACUGGUCUUCUGGAAACAAAACGACGCAGCUAAUCAUCGUCACGUCCAUAACCCUUCUCUCACCCAUUGGCUCCACCAUCAACGCCGCUGCGACUCUGAAUAUUCUCAAACAGUUCAAUUCCACAAACCAGACCGUCGGCACCCUGGUGACGAACAUCUUCCUUCUGGGAUACACAUUCAGACCACUAGUGAUCGCGCCACUGUCAGAACUAUACGUGUCUGAUAGCCUGGCCUCUUUGGUCGCAUAUCGUUUCCUGGCCGGCGCCAUGGGCUCAUGUCCUGUUACACUCGGUACUGGAUCUAUCGCCGAUAUGGUGGCAACGGAGAAGCGUGCUGGAGCCAUGGGCGCGUAUAUCAUCGGUGCUGUCUUGGGGCCAGCCAUCGGUCCCGUUAUUGGCGGUUAUCUUGCCCCAGCAGCGGGGUGGCGCUGGACCUUUUGGAUCAUGGCUAUCGCAUGCGGUGUCAUGACCCUGGUGUCUAUCUUGUUUGUGCGCGAGUCGUACCCUUACGUCCUGCUUGAACGCAGCGCACAGCGUUUGCGAAAAGAGACGGGCAAUUUGCGUCUGCGGUCUGCGUUAGACACUGAGAAGACGCCAAGGAGUCUCUUUGUCUUCUCCAUCACCCGUCCACUAAAGUUGCUCUUAUCCCCGAUCGUCUUCUUGCUUUCCCUCUACGCCGCUAUCGUAUAUAGCUAUCUCUAUCUCUGCUUCACUGCUUUCGAGAUCGUAUUCUAUGGCCAGUACAGUUUCUCUAGCGGCGAGGCUGGCUUGGCAACACUCGGCAUAGGCAUCGGCUCGGUGCUGAGAUGCGUCAUAUGUGGCGUGGCUGCGAAUGCCGUCUCCAAGAUAUUGACCGCGAAGCACGGUGGUGAUCCAAAGCCAGAGUACCGACUGCCACCCAUGAUACCUGGUGGCUUGUGCACGCCAAUUGGCUUGUUCUGGUACGGAUGGUCUGCGCAGGCUAGAGUGCAUUGGAUUGUGCCUAUCGUUGGUACGGUCUUCAUUGGCAUGGGCAUGGUCUUCAACUAUGUAAGACUUCCUUCUGGCAUCCCAACGACCUUUCAGCAUCCAGAUGACUAA
This is a messenger RNA of Alternaria incomplexa, 1083 nucleotides long. RefSeq lists its product as uncharacterized. Bases 1 to 1083 code for a protein of 360 amino acids. Gene Ontology annotation, molecular function: transmembrane transporter activity. The record is from RefSeq and is a predicted model, not a curated record. The transcript has 3 exons. Gene Ontology annotation, biological process: transmembrane transport. NCBI's taxonomy places the organism in Eukaryota, Fungi, Ascomycota, Dothideomycetes, Pleosporales, Pleosporaceae.